GUUUCGGUUUGUUCGGUUUCCUUUUCAGUUUGUAAAAUCGCAUCGGACGGCACGGCUCUCGGCACGGAACGGAACGCGCGCGCAGUGAUCGGCAUCGGCAUCGGCAUACAGAAACACAGAGUGUUGGUGGUGGUGUGUCGGAAAACGGCAGUGAGAACCGAGUCCCGUACCCCCCGAAUAGAAAGCCCCAGUGCCCGACGAAGUAGGAGCGACACGGGCGGGGAGCGUGUGUGGUGUAGUGUAGUGUGUAGUAGUGUAAUUCUCUCACCUAAUUUUGUAGCUGUUGUUCCCAUUUUUGAACAAAGCCCUGAUUUGGUUUCGGAACGAAGUAAUAUAGCUAUAGCAGUAAUGUUUUGCCGCAGAGAGCAUCGAGGAGGUCCAGGACCCAGCCAAUAGCGCCAUGUCGUCCCAUCGCUACCCAACCCAGUGAGUACUUCAACGCCCUGAAGCGUCGCAUGGCUGCCAUGGUGUGGGUCUCCUAACAUCCAGUUGAUACAUUUUCAAGUGCACAUGAGGUAGAUCGAGAGCGGGAGAUCGAGUGACUGAGUCGCUGGUUCCCAGCGGUAGGACCAUCGAGUGGUGGGUGUGAGGACGGAACUGCAACAGAACCGUGGAGAGGAGAGAGGACCGGGGGAGACAUUCAGGUUUGAAACCACAAAACGAGCACAAAGCACAAAACCUUCACCGAACACCCACAAAACAGAAGAGCAGCCACAAGAAUACCCUCCACACACAUCAAUACAUCAACGAAAAACACCCACGAACACCCACUAUACACACACACCUAGAAAUUGAAUGAAAAACACUUUGAAUCAUGACUUAUAUACCGAAAAAAAUGCACUAUACGCAAGCAGCCAUGAACCUGAUCAACAUGGACUCGGAGAAUCGGGUGGUGCUGAAUGUCGGCGGUAUACGGCACGAGACAUACAAGGCCACAUUGAAGAAGAUUCCAGCGACGCGACUGUCGCGCCUCACGGAAGCCCUGGCCAACUAUGAUCCGAUAUUGAAUGAGUACUUCUUUGAUCGGCAUCCGGGCGUAUUCGCACAAGUGCUCAACUAUUACAGAACUGGCAAACUGCAUUAUCCCACAGAUGUGUGUGGACCGCUGUUUGAAGAGGAAUUGGAAUUCUGGGGUCUAGACUCGAAUCAGGUAGAGCCCUGCUGUUGGAUGACCUAUACACAGCAUCGCGACACACAGGAAACCCUGGCCGUAUUGGAUCGUCUAGAUCUGGAUACGGAAAAACCGUCCGAAGAGGAAUUGGCACGUAAAUUUGGCUUCGAAGAGGACUACUACAAAGGCACCAUAUCCUGGUGGCAGGAAAUGAAGCCGCGCAUUUGGUCCCUGUUCGAUGAGCCGUACAGUUCCAAUGCCGCCAAGACCAUUGGCAUUGUUUCGGUAUUUUUUAUAUGCAUUUCGAUAUUGUCAUUCUGCCUGAAAACCCAUCCCGACAUGAGGGUACCCAUAGUGCGCAAGGUGACCGUUCGAACGGCGAAUGGUAGCACAGCCUGGGUCCUGGACAAGCCACAAACCAAUGCGCAUAUAGCCUUUUUUUAUAUCGAAUGCGUUUGCAAUGCCUGGUUUACAUUUGAGAUAUUGGUACGCUUUAUCUCAUCGCCGAAUAAGUGUGAAUUCAUCAAGUCAUCUGUUAACAUCAUAGACUAUAUAGCAACGCUUAGUUUUUAUGUCGAUCUUGUGCUUCAGCGAUUCGCAUCGCACUUGGAGAACGCUGACAUACUGGAGUUCUUCUCGAUCAUACGCAUCAUGCGUCUGUUUAAGCUGACGCGCCACUCGUCCGGCCUGAAGAUCCUCAUCCAAACGUUCCGUGCCUCGGCGAAGGAAUUAACACUGCUGGUGUUCUUCCUCGUCCUUGGUAUUGUGAUCUUCGCCAGCUUGGUGUACUAUGCCGAGCGCAUACAACCGAAUCCGCACAACGACUUCAACAGCAUACCGCUCGGCCUGUGGUGGGCUCUGGUAACGAUGACCACCGUGGGGUAUGGCGAUAUGGCGCCAAAAACAUACAUCGGCAUGUUCGUGGGCGCCCUGUGCGCCCUGGCCGGUGUACUAACCAUUGCACUGCCAGUGCCCGUUAUAGUUAGCAACUUUGCGAUGUACUAUUCACACACGCAGGCGCGCGCGAAACUGCCAAAGAAGCGUAGACGAGUGCUUCCCGUGGAACAGCCGCGACAGGCGCGAAUACCAGGGGCCCCUGGCGGUGUCAGUGGUUGCGGCACACCGGGCUCGGGGCCACAUUCGGGACCCAUGGGCUCUGGCGGCACUGGGCCGCGUCGCAUGAACAAUAAAACCAAGGAUCUGGUCAGUCCCAAAUCAGUUGCUCAACUCUUCGCAGGUCCACUGGGCGCCAGCAUCGUGGCCAUGAGUCCGCGCACAAUGCUCGACUUGAAUCCGGCCCUGGCCAUGGGCAAGCCCUCAUUUCAGCCCCGAUUCCCCACCCAGCUUGCAGCCACACCAUCACCCUUGGCCAGCACCAUCGGCAGCCACGGCGGUGCAGCCACAGCAGCGGGAGUUGGAGCUACCACAACCACCAUAGUGGCACCCAUUGUGCCACCAACCAUUGCGGUCUCCACCACCGCAAGUGUGGGCAAGGACAGCGGAAUAUCCACCACCACCACGACAGCUACAGCUACAGCAGGCAACAUCAACCUGGAGACCAGCAAGAAGGCCUUUCUGUAAAGGCAAAAGGCAGCCAAGGCUCAAAGGCCCACUCAAUGAUCCUCUAUCCACCAUCUCUAAGCAAUAUCUAAUCGAAAUCUAAGGCUAUCCUUCGCAUACGUAUUGUCUAACUAUCCCAGAGUAUUCAGAGAUCGAAAACGAAUCAUCUUUGGACACCAAAUCAUAUCAUGUUUCAGUCUGUCAACAGAAAGUAAUGUUUCAGUCAAGACAUAUCGGCUAUUCGCUUGGGUUCUCAUACAACUACGAUCUUUAGUUUCUCACUCAGAAAACAGGAUCUAAGAAGCGCAGAAAUUAGAGAUAUUUAUUUAGAGAUCCUAGAUCAUACUUUUGUUUCUUCAUACGAGGUCUCAAAUCUAUUGAAAAAGAACCAAAUCAAAUCUAAGCAGCAAUACAUGAUCGUAGAUCAUCAUUAUAUUUCGUCUAGUAAAUUUUCAGAUGAAUCAUAGAUCAUCUUUAUUUCGCUCAGAUAAACUUCUAAUUGUAAACCUUCUUCAUACCCAUGAAUAUCGGAUCUUAUACAUAACCCCCUCCCAAAACUAUAUAUACAUAGAUAAUACAACAAACAAAUUGCUUGACAAAAAACCAAGACAAAGCCGACAAAGCAUAAGUUCUACUCCCCAAAUAAACGCUUAAAACUUGACUAUUUUUUACACAAGCCAUAGAGAUAAUAGUGAGAAGAAUGUAUAUAAACAAAACUUAGAUGCUUUAUAACUCGGUUUGCCAGUUCCUUAUGCGUUGUGUAAAGACUCUGCUGCCGCAAGUGUGGCAUGUGGCAGUUGUGGUUUGAAAGCUUUAAGUUCAUCUAAAAUGCAGUUAGCGACGCUUUGCGCCAUCGCCUAAUUAAACAGCAAAACCUAAAAACUAAUAAAAACCAAUCAAAAGUACACUCAUGCUUCAUUCAAGUCUCAGGCACGUGUUAACUUUAACUUUUGCUCCUACACCACCCCCGCCCAGAAAAUAAACUAUAUAAAUAUAUGGAGCGAAGGUGUACGCGAAAUUCGUCUUCAUUUUCAUUGUUGGCUUCAAUCAAAACAAACGAAAAACGCAAAACUUUUCCUGGCAGAGUACUUGAGAAGUUGAGAAAAACAAACGAAAUUUUCCAGAAGUUGGCACUUUUUUGCUCAUCAUUCACUCAGCAGAGACUAACAUGCGGGAUUACUUGGGGGAGCAAAAUCGCUGCAAUUAUUCUCUGAGGGAAACAGAACAGAACUCCAGGUGUUUCCAGCAAAUAUGGGAGAGGAUUUUGGGUAUUUUUCCACGAGUUUAAAUGCAAAUAAUAGCUUCCUGAUUCAAGCAAAGAAAGUAUGCAGAAAAUUUGCCACUUUUUCCCACUUCACAAAUUGCUAUACAAAAAUACUUUGCCCCAGGUUUUUUGCUUUGAUUUUACAAGUACUCUAUUCAUUAGCUAAUUCUCUUGUACAUUUUGAAUAUAGUAUCUCUCGGCGAUCAUUACGCCUUCAUCUACAUCUACACAUUAAGCAUAAGAACGA
Drosophila subobscura is the source of this 4182-nucleotide messenger RNA. It is a transcript of the gene Shaw, whose product is annotated as potassium voltage-gated channel protein Shaw. Gene Ontology annotation, molecular function: delayed rectifier potassium channel activity; protein binding. The coding region runs from base 815 to 2692 and encodes 625 amino acids. The transcript is spliced from 8 exons. The record is from RefSeq and is a predicted model, not a curated record. Lineage: Eukaryota; Metazoa; Arthropoda; Insecta; Diptera; Drosophilidae. Gene Ontology annotation, cellular component: axon; neuronal cell body membrane; voltage-gated potassium channel complex. Gene Ontology annotation, biological process: protein homooligomerization; potassium ion transmembrane transport.